Messenger RNA from Clonostachys rhizophaga, 5835 nucleotides. The record is from the annotation of a GenBank genome assembly. Lineage: Eukaryota; Fungi; Ascomycota; Sordariomycetes; Hypocreales; Bionectriaceae.
AUGGCGUCGGUCAAGUCCCUGGGUCUGCAUCACCCAUCCGGACUGCGGCACGCGAUCGAUGAACAGAUUCUCCCUGAGAACCCCCCGGCCGACUCAUACAAAUGGACCGUUAACGUCGACGAUUCCAUGGGCAAGCGAGUGGAGGAUGAACUUUUCGUAACUUCCACCUGCGUUAUCUGGUCCCGAGGUGGCCUGGUCCGAAAAACAUUCAAGUUCGAUGUCGAGAAGGAACUCAUCACGCAAGCCCUUUUCGCCUAUUUCCCCGCCUCUUCCGAUGAUAUCCAUGAUAAAAAGGGUGCCAAGGGCGAGCCGCGGCCCCGUUCCGGCCGGGCCAAGGCUUUGGUCGUCUUCUUCAAGACCAAUGCUCACAUCUACUUCCUCUCUGGCACCAGUCACACAAUCCACAUGCCUUUCGAGGUUGAGUCUGCCUGCGCAGGUCCUAUAGGCAUCAUCAUUCAACGCAAGCAAAAGGCCGAAGGUCUUGCUCCCGUUUCUCUCAAGUUCCCUCGAGUCCCGCCGAAUUCGUUUCUCUCGUCACAACCAACCAUCUCCAAUCUCUCGCAACACUCUACUUUCUCUGUGGAGACUCUGGGAAAGCCCAAAGCACUCAAUCUUGGGCUUGGAUCCACGAUUGGGAACAUGUGGGAUGCACGAUUAGAGCAGCCUGAGUCCUCUUGGCCUCGACUCGUCUCUCUCACUGACCCCCUUCAAGACAUUGGAUUGGUGGUCACUGACGGCCCAGAUGGCACGAAUACUCGAGAUCCCAAAAGGGAGAAUUCAAAGCGGCCAAACUUUCUUCAUUCUUCCGAGGAGCUGAUGCAUGUGGAGCAAGUCACUGUCGGUAACGAGCCAAUGACGCUGGCUGUGACUGUCCAACGGGAGGCGGGAACUUACACCGUGUGGCGACUGAGCUAUCUCGAACAAGAAGACCCCUUCAUCAAGCGGAAGAAGACAACGAAACAAAAAGGAUCUCGGCGACGUAGUUCCAUGCAGCCGCUGACGAACGGACGAGAUACCCCGGUUCACCCAAAUAUCCGCGAGAGCUUUGGUGCCCCGCUGCCAGGGAAAAGGCAUAGAAAAAGCGAAAAGAUUGAGAAGCCUCUCGACUUGGUCACUUCUUUAGAGCAGCAGGAUAAUGAGGAUGCUGGUGCCAAAAGACGUAGCUCGCGGCGUGUUAGUUCUAUGCUUGCUCGAGCCGAUCUAUCUGCAUCACAUGAGAGGCCAGUCUUCACUGAACAGCCUCACAUCCCCGGACACAGUACCUCGAAAAGGCAUGAUUCAAAUGGAAGCCAGUACGGUCGCUUGAGUUCUCACUUCAAUCAACAGAUCCAUCCCAGCCUUGGGAGCCUCCUUGAAGCCCCUUUUGAUAUGGGACUUGAUGAAGGUUUUAAUAACAUGGGGUUGGAUGACCAAGACUUUGAAGGGUUACAAAAAGAAGUACAAUUUACCAAAAUUCACAGCAUGUCGCUCGAUCAGUCAAACCUGCGCUAUUCAGUACGCGACAAUGCUUCACGAAACCAGUGCCGAGUCUUCAUGUUGAUGUCUCCACCGUUCGCUUGCAAUGAGCCUUCUCGACACCAGCUUCUCAUCGGUAUCCAAGAUCUAGUAGAGAAGCGCCUCAACUUUAUUAGGCUAUAUUUAACCUGCACCCAGAAAUCAGAAGGAACUAUAACCGCAUCGAAAAGAGGCAAUGACGAAGACUCGUCAGAUUCCGAGUUGAUUUCUAUAAGCGCGGUGGAGCAGAUCAAAGUCCAAAAUGUUGUUGAUUCGUGCAAGCUUGUCGACGGUGAUCAUGCAGUGGUUCUUGUUCUUUCUGAAUCAAUGGAUGGCCGGCAUGAAUUAAGUACUCAAGCCCCUUGGAGCGAGUUGACCAAGGUUUCUGUGUCUCUUCUUUUCACUGAAGACACGAGGAGUCUACAGUAUCAAGGGAGGAGCAUUGACCGAGAUGUGAGGCAGAGGAAAUCCGAGGUCAUCGACUUUAGUAAUGGUAGCAUCGUUGGCCUUAUCCAUCCCCGUGGCCGAGGUAUUGUAGAUGUUGUUGAUACCGACGGCAGGCUCCAUCAACUCCAGAUUCAAAUUCAGCCUUCUUGCCCCCAAGUUUGCAAGGUCUUGAACUCUUGCAGUGGGAUCCUUCCCGAUAGCCUUGGAGUGCGUAUUCAUGCGGGAUGGAUGCAUGUCAUGCAGUGGCUACGUUCUCGUGGAGAUCCAGCUGCCUCAUCAGAGUGGUCUGGCUUGGUGAUACUCAUUCUCUCAAUGUUUCUCAACUUAGGGCGUGUGGAGACGCAAAUAUUCCAAACAACACGACUGCCUGUACGAAAAAAAAGGCCUGCCUCCGGGUCUUUUGGCUCUAUCAAAGAUUCUGAAGAUUGGAAAGCUUUAGAGGUGGGGGAGACUGUUCAUUCGUUAGGAUACCCUGUGUGGAUGAUGAACAAGGGGUGGGAGGUUGCUCUUGACGAAGAUCUCGAAGAUCCGCUUUCGUCUCAGAACAACUCUCGAUCGAACCCCAAAUUCACUUCGAAGCAUAUCGCACUGGCAAAGGAAUUCAUGAAUUCAAAGGUUGCUGAUGCAGCCUUGGGUAAUGAUGGGUACUUGCCAACGGCCUUAAAUCGAGGUGUAGAGAGCAGGAGAAGGGUGGCCGUCGAUCUCUUCAUGGGUCUUCAUCUUUUACUGGAGGAGCAGAAACUCGACAUAAUGACGCCAGAAUAUGCUUCGCCUGGUCGAGUUGAUCUCCGUGUUUUGCUUUGUCAAAUCGCAAGGUGGCUCAAGUGGGCUGAUUUCUGGUCGGUCUAUGAGCUUGGUGUUCAGGAAGACAUCGAUCAACGGCAUAACUCUGAACUCAACCUCAUCCCAUCGAUACCUCAACCACCCCUUCGACCUGACAUCUUUCUGUGGAUACAAUCUCGCUUAACCAGGGAAGGGGAUGUUUCCUACCCAACACCUGCGGAUAUCUUCUAUACUGGCCUGAAUCUUCCCAAGCAUAAAAACAGAUUUGAUCCUCGGUGGGACGAAAUUGUACCUCGUACCCUCAUCUUCAAGCGAUUCUUUAGGCUCCUAAAGCGGGAUGCCACAGCUGUCGAUAUGGUAGAAACAAUGUAUGAGUGUGGGAUGACAACUCACUUUCUGGAAACGCUCCCAGAGGCCAUUCUAGUUCCGUUCAAAGACGCCAUAUCCCUUUGCCAACCUCGGCCCCCAUCAUACUGGUCCCGAGAUCUACUUGAUUUCGUUAAAAGGGGAGAUAUCAGCUUAAUUCUAGAACCCACGGGCCGGCCUCGCCCAGCGAUUUCUAAUAUCUUGACUCCAACUCACGUUGCAAGCUGGGACGUCAAGCUCCUCUGCCAGAGCGUGGAUGAGAGCAAUGCUGGCUUUGACGAAGGUGAAGGCACAGAACGGCAGGCUGUUAUUCGUGCCCUCUUCAAGGAAGAUCGACGUCUAAAUGAGGUUCAAGAUCUUUUAUCAACACACAAAUCCAGGGUCGUCCGUCUCGAUCCCCAGCCUGACUGGUCAGAAAGCGUCUAUCUUGAGAUGCAAAAGGAGCUAGCCUCCAGAAUAGCAACUGGCACACUGGCCAUUCCAGCCGGCCGUGGGUUGCUUUAUUACAGUCUCCGUUUCCCGCUGAUCACCCAGAAAUUUCACAUUGGUGGAUUCAAUCUGAACUGCAUUGUUCGUCCAGCCAAUGUUACGGUUGGUGUUGACAAGACUUUAUUCACAGAAGAAAAGGUUUGCUGGGGGUUCUUCCACCAAGGUGUGGCCGCAGGCCUGGCUAUUUCACCUCAGGCCAAGGGCAUAGAUUCGUCCUGGAUCCUGUACAACAAGCCUGGACAGGAACUCAGCAAUCGGCAUGCUGGUUUCCUCUUGGCACUUGGGCUAAAUGGCCAUCUCAAGGGCAUUGCCAAAUGGGUUGCUUUCAAAUACCUUACUCCAAAGCAUACCAUGACCUCCAUUGGCCUGUUGCUUGGACUUGCGGCAUCGUAUAUUGGCACUAUGGACUCGCUCAUCACGCGUCUCCUUUCCGUUCACGCUACCCGUAUGCUGCCCAGAGGAGCUGCAGAGCUUAACUUGUCCCCUUUAACACAAACUUCUGGUAUAAUGGGCAUCGGAUUGCUGUACUGCAACAGUCAACACCGACGGAUGAGCGAAAUCAUGCUCUCUGAAAUCGAGCAUAUUGACGAGGAGGACGAGGAAGAACCAUUGCGAAGCGAGUGCUACCGCUUGGCUGCAAGCUUUUCACUCGGGCUCAUCAACCUGGGCAAUGGAAACGACUUGAAGGGCCUCCAUGAUAUGAAGCUAACAGAAAAGCUUCUCACAUACGCCACCUCAACAAAAAAGGUAGAGCUGGUCCAUAUUCUGGACAGGGCUGCAGCGGGAGCCGUCAUGGCCAUUGCUCUCAUCUUCAUGAAGUCCGAGGAUCAAAUCGUGGCACGCAAGAUUGACGUUCCCGACUCCAUCCUGCAGUUUGACUAUGUCCGUCCGGAUAUCUUGCUUUUGCGCACAGUUGCAAAGCAUCUUAUUUUGUGGUCCAAGAUACAGCCCACCUUUGCCUGGAUCCAGAAGAACUUGCCGACUGCAUAUCGUCCGCGGUACAAACUCACUGGGACCACAAAGCUGCGGUCCACCGAUCUCCCAUUCUUCAGUAUCCUAGCCGGCAUCUGCUUCUCGAUUGCUUUGAGAUACGCCGGCAGUGCUUCCCAUCGAGUCAGGGACCUGUUGCUGCACUACCUGGAACAGUUCAUGCGUAUCACCAGGAUCCCACCGACACUGACGGAUCAUCCAGAUGCUACCCCGCCGUACGAUGAGGAGCUUGCGAGGUCGAAUGCCCGCAUGUGCCAGGACAUUCUUGCCAUUUCUGCUGCAAUAGUCAUGGCUGGUACUGGAGACAUUCCUGUUCUCCGGCGUUUGCGUGCCCUACAUGGCCGCGACGAUCCAGAAACACCAUAUGGCUCUCAUCUCGCUGCCCAUUUGGCGAUCGGGGCGCUCUUCUUGGGCUGUGGAACUGCUACAUUUGGCACCAGCAAUUUAGCCAUUGCUUCCCUUCUCAUUGCAUUCUAUCCAAUUUUCCCUAACGAUGUCAUGGAUAACCGCUCCCAUCUUCAGGCAUUCCGUCACUUCUGGGUUCUGGCCACCGAACAGCGUUGCCUCGUGGUCAAGGAUGUACUCACCGGUCAGCCCGUGUCCGUUGCGAUACAGAUCAAACUACGCCAGCAAACCGCAGCAUCUUCGGCAGAGCCCGUCCUCUACCGCACGACUCCCUGCCUGCUGCCUCCCCUCGACCAGAUCUCCCUCAUCUCUACCGAUGCCGGCCACCAGUUCUGGGAUGUUGAACUUGACUUUUCCAACUCGGAAGUAAGAGAGGCGUUCCAGAAGACUCAGAGCAUCUACCUCAAGCGUAGACCGCUCCAGGAUGCAGCGUUCACUUCAACCCUCCGAGCCCUCGGCAAGGACAACAAGGACCCCAACCCGCUGGACUGGGUUUUUGGUCUAGAGGCUCUGAAGGAAGUUAGUUACGCGGAGCGCUCCUCCGUCCUUGAGACGGGAGAGGAGAGGCAUGAGACUGGCCUAUCUGUUGAUGCCAAGCUCGAGAUGGAGCGAGGCAUUCUCGACAGCGUCGAUCGAGAGCGUCUCGAGAACGCGCGGUUGCUAUUCGAAUGGGGCGGUACAAGAGAGAGCCUGCUGCAGUCCAAGGGCCCAAGCGUGCACGACAGCCAAGCUACAGAAAAGGCCGACGCGCACGACGAGGAGCGGACUCUGGAAGAGGAAGGGUCCUGGUGGAUGAGGGACAGCGUUGUUGAGACACUCAAGGGGAAGGUGAUGCUAGCUGGUAGAGAGGACGAACAGUAG